GUAACAGGUGGAUUCCAUUUUCAUUCUUGAAGAAAAAAAUAAAUAAAACGAUUAGAAACAAUGCGCAAUGUCGUUAAUUCGAGUGUGAUUUUUUGUUUAAUUUCAAGUAAAUUCUAAAAAUAAAUCAUGGAAAAUUUAGUACAUACUCGCACUACGGUCUACCUCAGUUCCAGUAUGGACGCUAGAUCGCGUAUACGGAAUUGGUGGAAAAGACUCAGAUUAAAAAAUGUGUUGCAACAUCUUGGAUUGUUGGUAUUCUUGAUGGUAUACACCGUAGCUGGAGGUCUAAUUUUCAGACAUUUCGAGUACCCAGCAGAAAUAUCUAGAGUGAGGUAUUUCCAAUCAGCUGUGCACGAGAAGAGGCAAUAUUUAUUAGAUUUGAUAAUAAAUAAUAACACGUACAUAGCAGAUUUAGUGUCUAGUGAAUUAGUUGAAUACGAGAGAAUUUUAGAAAACUCAUUCGAGGCUGGAAUAACGAAAUUUUCAAAUGAAGAAACUGAAAGAUGGUCUACAUUAAAAGCUGUUUUCUUUUCUUCCACAGUACUCACAACAAUAGGUUAUGGUCAUAUAGUUCCCAUGACAACGGAAGGCCGCGCUUUCUGUAUGGUAUUCGCUCUUAUCGGCAUACCGUUGACAUUGACAGUUAUCGCCGAUUGGGGACGUUUAUUCGCCAGUACAGUAUCAACAGUUUUCAAACAUAUCCCACCACUACCGCCUAGAUUCAGGAGUUUAAUGGUUGCAAGAAGGACUUCGUCGUACGCAUUCAGCGCCAUCUGUUUUUUGUUUCUUUAUUUGGCGGUAGGUGCGGGACUUUUUGUAAUAUGGGAAGAAGAUUGGACAUUUUUCGAAGGAUUCUAUUUCUGUUUUAUAACAAUGACCACAAUUGGAUUCGGAGAUCUCGUACCAAAACAACCCAAAUAUAUGUUACUAUGUACUUUGUAUAUUCUUGUGGGGUUAGCGUUAACCUCAACAAUUAUAGAACUAGUACGGAGACAGUACGCGCAUUCUUGGAGACAGUUACAAGCACUAAGAGGACCUUUAGCUGAAAAUUUUAGAAAAUUAGCCGAAAACGCUCCAGGGUUGGACAUGCUCGCCUUCCAACAAGAUCUCAUGAAAGUCCUCACAGUUGUUACGAUGCCGAAACUUACUGGAGGUAAAAGAGGAAAGAAAAUUAAGGAUAAAGAUUGGGAAAACGCAAUAGAAGCAGCGAUUCGAGAUCUAACGGCGAACGCAACGGAGCACAAACAGCAACCAGUUUUACAGAUCGUCAUAUACGAGAGUUCAGUAUAAAUAAAAAAAAAAUCUCACAUAAACUGAUUUUCCAAUUUUAAUAUUGAUGUUGGGAUAUUUCCUAAUAUCGUACGCUGUUGUUACAUUGAUUUUCUUAGGUUAUGUUCUAUUUCGCAGGUACAUAAAAGGUGAUAAAGUCAUUUUUUUCUUAUUACCUCUCAAUACAUACUGAAUAAGAACUUUAUAAUCAAUUAACCUGUAUAUAUACUAAAUUUGUUAACUUGUUAACGUUAACCUGAAUACGGUCCUGUUCAAUUUCAAGAGCAUGAAGUAUGAGGGUAAAUUGGGGAACUUUAAGAGUAGGUUAAGUUUUACAGUAAUUUUAAAAUUGUCUCUCUUCUUUUUUAUUUACAUUUUUAACCUUCAUCUUGAUAAUGCUUAGGCACUUUUGUGAAUAAUUUUGAGCACACAAAUUAUUACUAUGCCAACUUCAUUUCUAAAUGCCUAAAUUACGAUAGUCAACUACACUUUCUACAAUUCCAAGGGAGUACUAAAAGCGCAAGUAUUGUAGUUUACUAUGAAAUAAUAAUUAAAUUUUUAUUACAUCUUUGAGGAACCGCCGAUAGAUUGCGUCUAAUGGCAAACUAGUUGAAAAUUAAAAAAUACGACUGACAGUUCUUUUAUCACCGUAAUUGAAUUUUAUAAAAAAAGUUAGCAGAUCAUAUUUAUGAUUAUUAGUUUUUUUAUUUAGAAAGUUCGCUUACGACGCUAUCUUUCGUUAUUCAUAAAAAGUACAGAAUCCUGACGUAUUACAGUUAACUGUAAAUUAAUAAGAAUGAGCUUCGAGGUAUUAUCGAUAGACGGACUUCCACCCAAACCUAAAUUUAGUUGUUUUUUUAAGGAAUUUUAAUAAUUUAUACCUCUAUUUAAAAAUGAAAUUAUUGUAGCUUUUUUUCAAAGAUUUUCUUACCAGUACGAACUGAUUAAUAAGUUUUUGGAUAAACGUAUACAUAUAUAAAUUCAUUUUCUGGACAACUAAAUACUUAACUGAUUAUUUUGAUAGAUAAACUAUGGAUAGACUUCUCUACUUUAUUUUUUGUAGAAUUUCAUUUGUUAUUUGAUACAAAAAUAGAACAAAUCACUGAGAAAUUGUUAAUUUUACUGAUUUCUUUAUGUUAAUUAAUUGAAUAUAAUAAAAAUUAUAAUAGCAAUAA
Diorhabda sublineata is the source of this 2444-nucleotide messenger RNA. RefSeq names its product TWiK family of potassium channels protein 9. The record is from RefSeq and is a predicted model, not a curated record. NCBI's taxonomy places the organism in Eukaryota, Metazoa, Arthropoda, Insecta, Coleoptera, Chrysomelidae. Gene Ontology annotation, biological process: potassium ion transmembrane transport; stabilization of membrane potential. Gene Ontology annotation, molecular function: potassium ion leak channel activity. The transcript is spliced from 6 exons. Bases 127 to 1290 code for a protein of 387 amino acids. Gene Ontology annotation, cellular component: membrane.